AUGCGCGUUCUAUAUGAAGGGACCAUCAAAGAACGAGGUUCUAAAUUAGGUUUUUGGCAUAACAGAAAAUGUUAUAUCGCUGACAAUAAGUUAUACAUACACAGAGGACUCUUAACUCCAAAUAAUUAUCAUGCGAUUCCAUUAUCCGCCAGUACAAGAAUCGAUUUUGUUCCAGAAACUAAAGACAAUGAAAUAAUUAUUCAAUAUAAUAAUAACCAAUUCAUAGUUUUAUCGGCCUCAACGAAAAAUGAAGUGGAUAAAUUAUACAAUGCUCUUUGCAAUGCAACAUUAUCUUCCACAAAUUUGAACAUGAGCUGUUUUGAAAUUAUUUCUUCGCUCGGAAGAGGACAUUUUGGAAAGGUUAAUUUAUGCAGAAGAAUAAAUUCUCAGUUAUUCUAUGCAAUCAAGUCAAUUCAUAAAUCACAAUUAAUGGAACAAAACAAAAUAAAUACCGUUAUAGUAGAAAGAGAUGUCCUUCUUGUUACUCGCUGUCCAUUCAUCGUCCAUUUCUGCUUUUCAUUCCAAACAACAUCAAAAUUUUAUCUCGGCCUUGAAUACGUUCCUGGUGGCGAUCUACAUCAGAGAAUUCUUAGCGCAGGUACGAUCCCAUUACAUGAUCUUCGAAUUUAUCUUGCCGAAAUCGUUUUAGGCCUUGAAGAUCUCCAUAAAAGAAGUAUUGUUUACCGUGAUUUAAAGCCAGAAAAUAUUUUAAUAACUUCAGAAGGUCACCUUAAAUUAACAGAUUUUGGCCUGGCAAAAUUUAGCCAAAACCCACUCAGAUCAUUAUGCGGAACAAUGGAGUAUGUUGCCCCUGAGAUGGUUCGCAAUGAACCAUACGGAUCAUCUGUUGAUAUUUGGUCCUUAGGAAUUAUCACUUAUGAGAUGGCAAUUGGCCGUACUCCAUUUAAGAGAGCUAACCAGUUCAAAACAUUUAAAGCAAUCCUAGAAGAAGAACCAUCAAUUAAUUCCAAUAUUGACUCAAAACUUUUAGAUUUGAUUCAAAAAUUGUUAGUUAAAGAUCCUAAGAAACGUCUAACAAUCGAUGAAAUAAAUUCACAUCCAUUCUUCGAAUCGAUCAAUUUCAACAAGGUUCUCAAAUUAGAAGAGCAACCAAAUUAUAUUCCAAAUAUUAAGUCCAUUGAACAACUCAGAUCUCAAUCAGAAGACAGUCCUGCAGACUCCUUCGGAGAACCUGUGUAUAUGGACAGUUUAUAUGAUGGAUUUACUUUUGUUAAUAUAUAA
Molecule: messenger RNA, 1242 nt
Organism: Trichomonas vaginalis G3
Lineage: Eukaryota; Parabasalia; Trichomonadida; Trichomonadidae
Product: protein serine/threonine kinase protein
Exons: 1
Coding region: 1-1242 (413 amino acids)
Biological process (GO): protein phosphorylation
Molecular function (GO): ATP binding; protein serine/threonine kinase activity
Source: RefSeq, a predicted model, not a curated record